AUGAGUGAAUCAGAAGAGGAAGGAGCAUUUAAUUGUGACUCUUCAGAAAACUACAAGCCUGGUGGAGAUGAGACUUCUACUGAUUCAGAAGUAGAUUCAAGAAGCAGAGACGCAGUUGUUGAACCACUGAAGAGGGAAAAAGGAUCGCACAAGGAACAAUGGGAACGGAAUGUAAGUAAACAGCAGAAGGUUGACGGAAAGAAGUACAGGAGCACGCGUGGAAAAAACAUGCUGCACUGGACUACAGGAGGCGGCAUGACGUCACCCACGUCGGCGGACGGGAAGGUGCGCUCGAUUCUCCUGCGGGCGGUGUCCGCCGGGGAGAUCAAGCUGCACCCCUCCCUGGCCGAGCAGCAGCAGCAGCCGCGCAAGCAGCACCGCCUGGCCAGGGCCAAAACGUUCGUCGCGGCGAGGACCACGCGUGAGCCAGAGCCGGGGACGGCCUCCCUGGAGCAGCUGGUGGAGUGUCCGCUGUGUAAGGGCCGCAUGAAGGACCCCCGCAUGCUGCCAGCCUGCCAGCACUCUUUCUGCAAGGACUGUCUCGUCAGAGUCGCCAGGGACGCAAGGAGCGUGUCUUGCCCGGUGUGCGGCGCCGCGAGCUCGGUGCCCGCGGGCGGCGCCGCCCACCUGCCGGGCAACCUGUACGUGGGCUCGCUGCUGCGCCUGCUCGCGGGCGACCAGAACAAGCUGCAGCUGCAGGCCUGCAACCACUGCGGCCAGAGUUUCUGCGACACCUGCUGGUCCAGCCACACCACGGCGCUGGAGGACCAGCUGUCCCACAUGCGUUCCCAGGUGCUGGAGGCCGCAGAGGCCAUCGACCGCAAGGAGGCCGACUUCAAGGAGCGGUGCGAGCGGGCGAGAGCGCAGCUGGCCGCCGCCGUGGACGGCCGCGUGGCCGAGCUGCGCCGCCUGCAGCGGGAGGCGGACCAGCGGCUCAGCGAGGCCCAGGGCGGCGCCGCGGGGGCGGCGGGGGCGCUGCGGGGGCGGCUGCAGGGCGCCGCGGCGCGCCUCGCCGACGCCUUCCGGGGGCUGCAGCUGCGCCACGACAAGGUGGACGCUUUCUUGACGCUGCACGGAGAGGCGGCGAACCUGGUGGAAGAAGCGUCCAGCUGGAGCGGCGGGCAGCUGGCCUUCAACGCGCAGACCCUUGAGCUCAGCAUACGCGAGGAGGCGGCCGGCAGCCAGACCCCGCCCGAGGGGAGCGGGGGCUCCGUCGAGAACCUGGCCAGCAGCGCCGCCUACAGGAGCGCGCCGCGGCUGUGUCUGCGCAAGCACUGGCUGCGGCGGCCGGGCGCGGUCUGCUGGUGCCCGUGGGCGGCGGCGCGCCACCUGCUGUACGUGGCGGCGCGCGACGGAGAGCUGCUGGCCGUGGACGCCGCCACGGGACGCCUCGCCUCCAGAGUCACCGUCGACGGCCUGCUCUGCCCCGCCGGCGUCGCCUUCUCCGGCGACAGGUGCUACGUCACAGACAAGUACGCGCACUGCGUGCACGAGCUGGACGCGGAGGGCCGCGUGGUGGCGUCGCUGGGCAAGAAGGGCGGCGCGCCGGGCCAGUUCCGCAGCCCCGAAGGGCUCGCCGUAGCCGCCGACGAGGCGGGGGGAACCCUGCUCUACGUCUGCGACACCGGCAACGACCGCCUGCAGGUGCUGCGGCCUGACGGGGCGGUGGUACGCGUGGUGGGCGUCAGGCCGCUGGAGGACCAGCCCGGCGUGCUGCAGACGGAGUUCGACCAGCCGACCGGCGUGGCCGUGUCGCGGGACAGGAUCGCCGUCGCAGACAGCGGCAACAACAGGGUCAAGGUGUACAACAUGGAGGGUGAGAAGAUACUGGAGCUGUCCGGUGAGAACGGCCCGUUCAACUGCCCCGAGUGCGUGGCCAUCGACCGUAGCGGCAGGAUCAUCGUGGGCGACAGCGGCAACCAGCGCGUGCAGACUAACGGGGGCGGCGCCGUGUGCCGGCAGGUGUUCAGCGAGGACGGGCGGCUGGUGUGCUCGCUCGGGGGCCGCAGCUCGGGCAUCGGCUGGGUGUCCGGCGUGGCCGCCAGCGGCGCCGGGGAGCUGGCCCUCGCCGACGGCUCGGCGCACGCCCUCUACGUCUUCUGA
This is a messenger RNA of Schistocerca americana (American grasshopper), 2103 nucleotides long. RefSeq lists its product as uncharacterized. Lineage: Eukaryota; Metazoa; Arthropoda; Insecta; Orthoptera; Acrididae. Bases 1 to 2103 code for a protein of 700 amino acids. The record is from RefSeq and is a predicted model, not a curated record. Gene Ontology annotation, biological process: proteasome-mediated ubiquitin-dependent protein catabolic process; protein polyubiquitination. The transcript is spliced from 14 exons. Gene Ontology annotation, molecular function: ubiquitin protein ligase activity; protein binding.